This is a messenger RNA of Bombina bombina (fire-bellied toad), 349 nucleotides long. It is a transcript of the gene AKAIN1, whose product is annotated as A-kinase anchor inhibitor 1. The coding region runs from base 10 to 213 and encodes 67 amino acids. The record is from RefSeq and is a predicted model, not a curated record. NCBI's taxonomy places the organism in Eukaryota, Metazoa, Chordata, Amphibia, Anura, Bombinatoridae. The transcript has 2 exons.
UUGAAAACAAUGGUUUAUGCUCCAGGAGAAAAAUCUGGAAAAGCAGAGGAAGUAACACUGCAGAAUGCUAGUAAACAAAUUGUAGAAACUGCAAUACUACAAGCAGUGAACCAGAUUUCUCAAGAAGAUGAGGAAGAGAAGAAAUCAGACUGCAGUGCAGAUCGAAAGCUAGAAGCAGGGAAAUUAAACAUAAAGCCUGGAAAGAAGAAAUAAGGAAACGUGAUUCUCCCAAAGGCUUCUAUAUGGCUGCUUUACAAGCCAGAUGUUUGCUUAGUCACAUGCACUGACAGUGCAGAUUUAUCUUUUGGCAAACCAAAGCAUUAUUUGAAUGUAGAACUAUCAUAGUCAA